CGAAGCCUUGUCUCACUCACGACGACCCCAUGGCUGCCGCGAGCAAGUGUAUAAAAGCGAGCCUAGCUGCCUCGACUAGACAUCGACUCGACUGUCUAGCUAGCUUACAUCGCACACGCACUCGCAAUCCGUGUUGGUUGCUUGCACGGCGCACGCACACUGGUAGGAGAAACUUCGACGAGUGGAGCAGCGAGUAGUUGUGUUUUGCAGCUGCUUUUGUGUCUUCAGAGGACCGCCUUUCUGUCACACGCACACGUAGGGAAAGCGCGCUCAGGAGGAGGGAGGUGGAAGCUGAAGGAGCUGACAAUAGCGCGCUCAGGGGGAGGUGGAAGGUGAAGUAGCGGACGAUGGCGCGCUCUGCGUUUCUGUUGGCGUUGCUUCUGGUCGUUGUUGUGGUUCUGGCAAGUGCGCAGGCUCCGCCCGAGGUGACCAUCAGCUAUGUCAACUACGCAGGCUCGGGCUGCAAUUAUCAGAACACCAACUAUGUGCUGUCCAAUGACUACAAGACGGUCACCUUCAUGUUCGGCGGGAUGGUCGCGACCACGGACGGGUCGCUCGCGGACAAGAGGAAGUCUUGCCAGAUGUCUUUCAAUAUGAUCUACCCGGAUGGCUGGAGCGUCUCCAUCGGUCAGGCCACGGGCCGCGGGUUCGCUGACAUCGCCAAGGACUCCGCCGGCAUCUACGAGUCACACUACUACUUCUCGGGACAAACGGACAAGAAAUAUAAGGAGGGCAAUGAGGUGGCCAAGCUACGGGAAGAAAUUGCCAAACUGGCGCAGCGUAACGCUUCGGGUGAGGCAUCUACUUCCGUGGUUAAGCCACCUGUUGACUUCGAGCGUGUUGAACGGUUGAAGAGAGAACAAGAGGAGUUGCGUGCGGUUGCUGAUAGAAGGUUUGCUAUGCUAGAAGAAAAGAUUUCUGGUUUGGUGAAGGAGAAAAGUGAUGCUGAGGCAAGCGCAGAGCUCUGGAAGGCCGAAGCACUGCGCCCAGGGAACAAAAGAGGGAGUAUCGCUGUUGAAACCCCUGGCACGGAGGCGAGAGUACGUCAGCGUGGAACACCUUGCAAGCCACCUACAGACCCUCGAGUCAACCCUGUUCUCAAAGGAAUGGUGGAUCGGCAUAACCUCGAGGUCAACACGUUGAAGGAGUUGCGCUUGAAAGAUGCGCACGACAGGAUUGAGGAGAAGAAAGAAGUGGAAAGGUUAAAAGAAGCUAUGGCCAAGUUGGAGAUGGCAAGAGAGAAGGGUACUAAUCUGAAGAGUAAGUUAGAUGAGGCAGCUGGGCCUUCUACCAGGAAGACUAGUUGUACUUCAGCGAAGAAGAAGAUGUGUGCUAUGUCUCCAGCCGAGCAGAUAGACGAACGAGAGGCUUUUGCACUGAUGCAACGCAAGCGGUUGAAGAAAUUAAACAAGGAUCAGAUAUCGGCCAUCUGUGACAAGGAAGGGAUUGUUUACACCAAACUGGAGCAAACGAAGGAAGAAAUCGUGUGCCAGCGAGUGGCCAGAGCCUUCGAGGAUGACAAGGGCAAGGAGGUUUCUCUGGCUGUGGUUACCGAGGAGGAGAGUGAAGACCUGGGGACGAAUGACGGGCAAGACACAGCGGUUUCUUAAUGUCUUGCCCGGACGCGACUUCUCUUUGGUAUACUACUCGACAUCUAUGUAAGAUUAGAUAUUUCUCUACUGAGUUGCUACGGAACAAAUCGGUGAACUUACU
Messenger RNA from Chara braunii, 1713 nucleotides. The record is from the annotation of a GenBank genome assembly. Lineage: Eukaryota; Viridiplantae; Streptophyta; Charophyceae; Charales; Characeae.